Messenger RNA from Lichtheimia ornata, 1686 nucleotides. RefSeq lists its product as uncharacterized. The record is from RefSeq and is a predicted model, not a curated record. Lineage: Eukaryota; Fungi; Mucoromycota; Mucoromycetes; Mucorales; Lichtheimiaceae. The transcript has 7 exons. Gene Ontology annotation, cellular component: nucleolus; Noc4p-Nop14p complex; small-subunit processome. Gene Ontology annotation, biological process: ribosome biogenesis. The coding region runs from base 1 to 1686 and encodes 561 amino acids.
AUGCCACCGCCACCCAACAAAAAGAGAAAAAGAGCAAGCAAUCCUGCGCAUUUCAAGGAGACGAGACAAAAGAUCAGGACGCUUGAAGCUAGCUUGUCAGACAAAGCCAAUCUCAACAACAUUGUUCAGUUGAUCGAUCUCACCAAAAAGCACCUUGACGAGGAUCCACAAGUUGUCCAUGCUGCUAUCCAUGCUUUACAUCGUGUAUUCACUCGGUGGCAAAUGAAUGGCGACCUUGAUACCACUCGACAUCAACAAUCCAAUGCGGCAGCUGCCAAGGUGACCAGUUGGUUGAAUACUCAGUUGGAUGCAUACUUGAAUAUGCUACGUCAACUCCUUGUACAUGAUGAGCCUGGUCUACAGCUUCCAGCACUUCAAAUUCAAAUGACGUUUAUCAAAUCGCAUUCCGAAUAUCGCAAGGCCCAAGGCAAAGACUAUGAAUUCGCCAAUUACAUUUUCAACCCACUCGUCAAAGCCGUCAUCACCAACGACAAUCUCAGCGAGCAGUUGCAGAAGGAAUUUGUCCAAAAAUACGUCAAUGCCUAUGAUGAUGUUCGAUAUUACUUUUAUCAAGAUGCUGCCGGCAUCAUGAAGGAUAUCACUGAAAAGAAAAAGAAGGCAUUGGGUGCCAUUGUGGCCAAGAACACAUUUGGUAUCCUGGAGGGAAUUCGAUCCAUGCCCACUGAGCCUGAGGAGAUCAACGAAUUUUGGACAGCACAUCCCAAUCCACAUGCACAAGGAAACAAGAAGGAUGAGGAUGAUAUGAUGGAUCAGGAUGAUGAGGAUGCUCUCUUAUUGGGUGAUACGGGCUUAGUCUCAGACAAUGAAGAGGAUGAUACCAAGAAAUCACAAAGCAAGUUGAGCAAGAAAGAAAGAAACAGCAAACCUUUCCUUUUGCAUCUCAACGCACACAAACGAGCAUUCCAAAACGGUUGGCUUGCCUUCCUUGGUCUUCCACUCACUGAAGAGCUCUACAAGAAGACAUUGUUGAUGUUGCAUAAGCGGAUUCUCUUGCAUCUAUUCGAACCCAAGCUUCUCAUGGACUUUUUGACCGAUUCCUACAAUGUUGGUGGAGCUGUCAGCUUAUUAGCACUCAAUGGUUUGUUCAUUCUCAUCACCGAACACAACUUGGAUUAUCCCGAUUUCUAUCAUAAACUCUACACCUUAUUGGAUCGCAAUAUUAUGCAUGUCAAAUACCGAUCUCGAUUCUUCCGUUUGCUCGACAUCUUUUUAUCAUCCUCAUUGCUGCCAGCUGCAUUGAUUGCUGCCUUCAUUAAGCGAUUAGCACGACUCUCUUUGACAGCACCACCAGCUGCCAGUGUUACCAUUGUUCCCUUCAUCUACAACUUGCUCCGACGCCAUCCUACCUGCAUGAAAUUGAUCCACAGCAACGACGCUGUCGGCAAAGCUGACGAUCCUUUUGAUUUCGAUGAAAAGAAUCCUUAUGAAUGCCAUGCGCUUGAGUCAUCACUCUGGGAAGUACAGACGCUUGCACAACACUAUUACGCCAACGUAUCCACGCUUGCAAAGAUCUUUUCCGAAAAGUUCCUCAAACCCAAAUACAACCUGGAGGAUUUCAUGGACCAUACCUAUGCUACAUUCUUCAAGAAUGAGAUUGGACGUAAACGGAAACGAGAGCCUGCCAUGGCUUUUGAGAAGCCUAGUGAGAAUGAAUGGGAAAUUUAG